AUGGACCUGUUGCUCGAGACUCUUAUCUGUGAAGCAAAAAUAAAUAAUAAUAAUAAUGCCUCUGAGUUGUUUGAAAUACCUACUGACUUUCUUGUAAUAGUAAAUAAAGAUAUUAUUAAUCUUAAUAAUUUGUAUAAUAAAGAUACUUGCGAGUCUAACCUUUCUAAAUCAGAAAAGCAUGUGUGGAUUGCAUUAGGAAAAUGGCUUGAGUUUGAGAGAAAAAUUAAAAGAAAAGAAGUAAGGCAACAUCUCCAAUUGAGAUGGCAAAAACUAAAACAUGCUUUGUAUCUUCAUAGUAAUGAGGAAUCGUCCGUACUAACAACUCCACAUAUUACAAAAAAGAAAAAAAUCAUAUGCUUAUCUCAGUACGUGAUUUAA
Scutellospora calospora is the source of this 378-nucleotide messenger RNA. The record is from the annotation of a GenBank genome assembly. Lineage: Eukaryota; Fungi; Glomeromycota; Glomeromycetes; Diversisporales; Gigasporaceae.